Impatiens glandulifera is the source of this 564-nucleotide messenger RNA. RefSeq names its product protein MOTHER of FT and TFL1-like. The record is from RefSeq and is a predicted model, not a curated record. Bases 100 to 564 code for a protein of 154 amino acids. The transcript is spliced from 4 exons. Gene Ontology annotation, biological process: positive regulation of seed germination; response to abscisic acid. Lineage: Eukaryota; Viridiplantae; Streptophyta; Magnoliopsida; Ericales; Balsaminaceae.
AUUUAUUUAUUAUAUAUAUACAUACAUACCAAUAUCCUUCCUCCUCUUAUCAUCAUCAGCUCUUCAUUUCUUUUUCUGUUGUAAUUUCUCUCCUCUCAAAUGGCUACUACUUCGAUAGAUCCUCUUAUCAUGUGUAGAAUAAUUGGGGAUGUGGUGGAUCAAUUUGUGCCCACAACCGCCAUGAAUGUCUACUAUGCAACCAAGCAUGUUACUAAUGGCUGCAGCAUCAAGCCUUCCAUGGCUUUUAAUCCCCCAACUGUCACCAUUUCUGGAUUGCCUAAUGAUCUCUACACCCUGGUAAUGACAAAUCCAGAUGCGCCAAGUCCUAGUGAGCCCUACAUGAGAGAAUGGAUUGUGGCCAACAUUCCUGGAGUAACCAAUUCUGGUCAAGUACUAUUUAGACAGUCCAUAUAUGUGGACCAAACUAUUGAGAAGCCAAAUAUCAUAACCAGAGCCAACUUCAACACUAGAGCUUUCUCUCGUCACCUAUGCUUGGGAAUUCCGGUUGCAACUGUUUACUUCAAUGCACAAAAGGAAUCCAUCAAACAACGAAAGAAUAUCUAA